This is a messenger RNA of Ostrinia nubilalis (European corn borer), 616 nucleotides long. RefSeq lists its product as uncharacterized. NCBI's taxonomy places the organism in Eukaryota, Metazoa, Arthropoda, Insecta, Lepidoptera, Crambidae. The coding region runs from base 152 to 616 and encodes 154 amino acids. The record is from RefSeq and is a predicted model, not a curated record. The transcript has 5 exons.
AAAUUUACCAGUGCACAACAAAUUCGAUUAAUUUAAUUUUUUCAGGAUUUCUAAUGAAAAUUGUUUUGAUUUAAAAGGUUCUAAAGUCUGUUCUUGGUUUGUCUAAAAUUUGUGUUCAUCAAGAUGGAUUUUUUAAGGGAUUUACACAGAUAUGCCGACCGCUCUAAAAAUUGAGCACCGCAAGAGGAGGCAUUUGUACAAGCUGUUGACGUACGCAACGGAGCUGGUAGAUGAUUUCUCGGAUACCAUGUCAACAGACCAGUACCAAUGGCAGCGGACGAUAUUAGGGCAUAACUUCAGUGUAUCCCGUACGAGUGGUCAAUGCAACGGCGAGAACUGUUCAAAUAUUAUGAACGUGUUCCGAUCCUGGCUGUACGGGCAUGAAGAUGCUCAGGUGAUGCUGGCUAGCGUACUGGUGGUCAUCGGCUUGUGGUGGUUGGUGCGGCUCGUGCUGAACCUGCUCAUCAACCUGGUCUGUCCGUUGCUGGUCGUUCUACUAGCUGUGAUGUGCGUGCCCCAGCUUCGUUCCCCACUGCUGGGACAAAACUAUCCAGCUGUGGCGAACCUACUAAGGAAUAUCUUACUCAAGAUGGCCGAAAACAUCAAGACUCAGUGA